AUGGCUUCACGUCUGGAUAUCCGCAGCACUCCUGCAGAGAAUGUGACUGAAGCCACCAUGUUUAUACUCUUGGGUUUCACAGACGACUUGGAACUGCAGGUCUUCCUAUUUUUACUGUUUCUUGCUAUCUAUCUUUUCACUCUGAUAGGAAACUUUGGACUGGUUGUUUUGGUCAUUGUGGAUUCUCGGCUACACAACCCCAUGUACUAUUUCCUUAGUGUUCUGUCUUUCUUGGAUGCCUGCUACUCUACAGUUGUUACCCCCAAAAUGUUGGUCGACUUUGUGGAAGAAAAUAAGUCCAUCUCAUUCCUUGGAUGUGCCACACAAAUGCUUCUCUUUGUUAGUUUAGGGACCGCAGAAUGCUUUCUGUUGGCAGCAAUGGCAUAUGACCGCUAUGUAGCUAUCUACAGCCCACUUCUAUAUGCACUGACCAUGUCACCCAGAGUCUAUGUGCCACUCAUCGUCACUUCCUAUGCUGGUGGAAUUGUGCAUGGUGCUAUACACACAGCGGCUACUUUCAGCCUGUCCUUCUGUGGGUCAAAUGAAAUCAGGCAUGUCUUCUGUGACAUCCCUCCGUUGCUUGCUCUUUCUUGUUCUGACAUCCACACAAAUGAGCUCCUGCUCCUGUAUUUGGUAGGGUUGAUUGAGAUGGUCACCAUCCUGAUUGUUCUGGUCUCCUAUGGAUUCAUCCUCUUUGCCAUUCUCAACAUGCACUCUGCUGAGGGUAGGAGGAAGGUGUUUUCUACAUGUGGCUCUCACCUCACUGGAGUGUCUAUUUACCACGGCACAAUCCUCUUCAGUUACAUGAGGCCAAGUUCCAGCUACGCUUCAAACCAUGACAUGGUAGUGUCAAUAUUUUACACCAUUGUGAUACCUAUGCUGAAUCCCAUCAUCUACAGUCUGAGGAACAAAGAUGUAAGAGAGGCAAUGAAGAAAUUGUGGAGAAAAUUUGGUUCAUAA
This is a messenger RNA of Acomys russatus (golden spiny mouse), 960 nucleotides long. Its product is annotated as olfactory receptor 5T3-like. The record is from RefSeq and is a predicted model, not a curated record. Gene Ontology annotation, molecular function: odorant binding; G protein-coupled receptor activity; olfactory receptor activity. The transcript has a single exon. Gene Ontology annotation, cellular component: membrane. Gene Ontology annotation, biological process: sensory perception of smell; G protein-coupled receptor signaling pathway. The coding region runs from base 1 to 960 and encodes 319 amino acids. Lineage: Eukaryota; Metazoa; Chordata; Mammalia; Rodentia; Muridae.